CCUCUGAGAGAGAAGGCCACACAAACAAUACACACGAUAUUGUAACGCAGCAUAUGGCAUUGUUUCUAUCAAGAUACGCUCCUCUUGUACUCUGCAAUUGCAUCUCUCAACAAUCUUCACUACUUCUCCUCCAUUAACCACCGUUUUCACUACCCACCACAACCCAUUCGUUCUCCCUAAUGGUAACGGCUAUUUUUCUAUUCUCUAUUUGUUAUGCCACCUUCUUCACCUUUGGUCUAUGCGACGCCGUUCCAUUGUCGGAGAUCCAAGCUUUGACUUCGUUCAAGCUCCGUCUCCAUGAUCCCCUUGGCGCAUUGGACGGCUGGGAUGCUUCCACGCCUUCAGCUCCAUGUGACUGGCGCGGCAUUGUCUGUUACGAUAAUCGAGUUCGCGAGCUUCGUUUGCCACGGCUCCAACUCAGCGGAACUAUCAGUGAUCAGCUCGCUAACCUGAGCCAGCUGCGGAAGUUAAGUCUUCACUCUAACAACUUGAAUGGCUCUAUUCCUCCUUCUCUCUCGGAAUGCUCUCUUUUACGCGCCGUUUACUUGCAGUACAACUCACUCUCCGGUGGCCUUCCGCCGUCGAUCGUUAACCUCACUAAUCUUCAAGUCCUUAAUGUAGCUUACAACUUGUUUUCCGGAAAAAUCCAUGGCGAUAUAUCACAUUCCCUCCGAUACUUUGAUAUAUCCUCAAAUGCUAUCUCCGGAGAGAUACCAGCCAACUUCUCAAUAGAAUCUCAGCUUCAGCUUAUCAAUUUAUCCUAUAACAAGUUCUCCGGUGAAGUUCCGGCGAGCAUUGGUCAACUUCAAAAGCUGGAGUAUUUAUGGCUAGACUCCAAUCAGCUGUACGGUACUCUGCCAUCGGCGAUAGCCAACUGUUCUUCGCUUAUACACUUGAGUGCUGAAGAUAAUGCGCUUAGAGGUUUGAUUCCAGCGACCAUUGGUUCAAUUCCUAAACUAGAAGUGCUAUCUUUAUCGCAAAAUGAACUCUCCGGUUCUGUUCCUGCAAGUAUUUUCUGUGAUGUUUUGGGUAAUUUUUCUUCGGUGAGGAUGGUUCAGUUGGGGUUCAAUGCAUUCACCGGUAUUGCUAAGCCGCCAAAUGGAGGAGGCUGCGUUAGUGUUUUGGAGGUCUUAGACAUUCACGAGAAUCACAUACAAAGCAUGUUUCCAUCUUGGUUGACUAAUAUGACGGCGCUUAGAGUGAUUGAUCUUUCUGGAAACUUCUUUUCUGGUGCUUUACCUGCUGGGAUUGGCAAUCUUUUGAGGUUGGAUGAAAUAAGAGUAGCUAAUAAUUCAUUAACUGGUGAUAUUCCUUUUCAGAUUGUAAAAUGCAGUGCCUUACAAGUUCUUGAUCUGGAAGGGAAUAGGUUUUUGGGUGGUAUUCCUGUUUUCUUGAGUCAACUAAGAAACUUGAAGUCGUUGUCUUUAGGAGGGAACCUCUUGUCCAGUUCGAUUCCGCCUGGCCUUGGAGAUCUUUUGGAGCUUGAAUCAUUAAAAUUGAAUAACAACAAUCUCACGGGUAAUGUACCAGAGGAGUUAUUCAAACAUAGUAAUCUGAGUAUUUUGAAUCUCGGCUAUAAUAAAUUUUCCGGAGAGAUUCCUUACAAUAUUGGUUACUUGAAAGGUUUGCUGGUUUUGAAUUUGAGUGCCUGUGGGUUUUCUGGGAGGAUUCCUGUGAGUAUUGGGAGUUUGUCGAAACUCACCACUCUGGAUUUAAGUAAGCAGAAUUUGUCUGGCGAUUUGCCAAUUGAGCUCUUUGGGUUGCCAAGUCUUCAGGUUGUUGCUUUGGAAAAUAACAAAUUAUCUGGAGAUAUUCCUGAAGGUUUUAGCAGCUUAGUUAGUCUGCAGUAUCUCAAUCUCACUUCUAAUUCUUUCACUGGUGCAAUUCCUGCAACCUACGGAUUUCUAGGUUCACUAAUUGUUCUCUCAUUAUCCCAGAAUAACAUUUCGGGUGUAAUCCCAGCAGAGCUUGGUAAUUGUUCUGGCCUUGAAGUGCUUGAACUUCGUUCAAAUCAUUUGAAGGGCAACAUUCCCGGAGAUAUCUCUCACUUAUCUCGUUUGAAGAAUCUUGAUUUGGGCCAGAAUAAUUUAACCGGUGAAAUCCCAGAGGAGAUUGACAGAUGCUCCUCUCUAGUUUCCCUUUUUCUGGAUGCUAAUAACCUUUCAGGCCAUAUACCAGAAUCAUUCUCCAGGUUGUCAAAUCUAACAGUCUUGAAUCUUUCCUCCAACAGCUUGAAUGGGACCAUUCCAGCGAAUCUUUCUCAGAUCUCUAGCUUGAGAUACUUAAAUUUAUCGAGUAACAAUCUUGAGGGAGAGAUUCCAAAAUUGGUCGCCUCUCGAUUCAACGAUCCCUCUGUGUUUUCUAUGAAUGGAAGAUUAUGUGGGAAGCCACUGGAUAGAGAAUGUGCCGAUUUAAGAAACAGAAGAAGGAAAAAACUAUUUCUAUUCAUUGGUGUAGCUGUAGCUGGCUCUUCCCUUUUACUGUUGUGUUGCUGUGGCUACAUUUACAGCCUCUUACGCUGGCGCAAGAGGCUUAGACAAGGUGUAACUGGUGAAAAGAAGCGAAGCCCAGCUCGAGCAAGCUCGGGAGCAUGCAGGGGUCGUGGAAGCGGUGAGAAUGGAGGGCCAAAACUAGUAAUGUUCAAUAACAAGAUAACAUAUGCAGAAACGUUGGAAGCAACAAGGCAAUUUGAUGAGGAAAAUGUGUUAAGCAGAGGAAGAUAUGGGCUCGUAUUCAAGGCCUCAUAUCAAGAUGGAAUGGUGCUUUCAAUCCGUCGCCUCCCUGAUGGAUCAAUUGAAGAAGGCACUUUUCGUAAAGAAGCAGAAUCACUAGGGAAGGUGAAGCAUCGAAACUUAACAGUUUUGCGCGGCUACUAUGCAGGACCACCUGACGUAAGGCUGCUUGUUUAUGAUUACAUGCCUAAUGGAAACCUAGCUACUCUCCUUCAGGAAGCUUCCCACCAUGAUGGGCAUGUUCUAAACUGGCCAAUGCGUCACUUAAUUGCUUUAGGCAUUGCCCGUGGCUUAGGUUUCUUACAUUCAGUCUCAAUGAUCCAUGGUGAUAUUAAGCCGCAAAAUGUUCUUUUUGAUGCUGACUUCGAAGCACAUUUGUCAGAAUUCGGGCUAGACAAAUUAACAAUAGCAACACCAGCAGAAGCAUCGUCAUCUUCCACCAUCCCAAUUGGAUCACUAGGCUAUGUACCACCAGAAGCAGCAUUAACAAGACAACACACAAAAGAAGCUGAUGUGUACAGUUUUGGGAUUGUACUGUUAGAGAUCCUAACAGGAAGGAAGACAAUCAUGUUUACCCAGGAUGAAGAUAUUGUCAAGUGGGUUAAAAGGCAAUUGCAAAGUGGACAAAUAUCAGAAUUACUGGAACCACGGUUACUUGAGCUAGACCCUGAGUCAUCAGAAUGGGAAGAGUUCUUGUUAGGAGUCAAAAUUGGGCUUCUUUGCACUGAACCUGAUCCACUCGACAGACCAUCAAUGGCUGACAUUGUUUUCAUGCUUGAAGGUUGCAGGGUUGGACCAGAUAUUCCCUCUUCAGCUGAUCCCACCACACCAACGUCUACGAAGAUAUUGUACAUUGCUUUGACCCUACGACGCCGUUGAAGAAGUUUAGCUUAGGUCGACUUCGAAUGUCAAAAAAAAAUGCAUUUUCCGUGAUUCCUUCCGUAGGCGACAUGGAAUUUCAAUUCCCGCCAAAAGCGACACGUGGCGAGAUUUGGUGGAGGGUAAAAGUAGCCGUUAAUGCGAGUGGUGAAACCGCAGGUGGCUUUAUCGAAAAAGA
Molecule: messenger RNA, 3789 nt
Organism: Hevea brasiliensis (rubber tree)
Lineage: Eukaryota; Viridiplantae; Streptophyta; Magnoliopsida; Malpighiales; Euphorbiaceae
Product: probable LRR receptor-like serine/threonine-protein kinase At4g36180
Exons: 2
Coding region: 180-3611 (1143 amino acids)
Biological process (GO): protein phosphorylation
Molecular function (GO): ATP binding; protein kinase activity; protein binding
Source: RefSeq, a predicted model, not a curated record